AUGUGCAAUUGCUGCAUCGCACCAUCCGUGGUUCAAACUCACAUCCUUCCUCUGUGCCUCCUCAAUGCUGUCUUCGGCUUAGCUCUCCUCAUUGCAGGAAUCGUCACGGUGUCCACCCUCAAGAUCCCUGACGACAGGUGUUAUAUCUACAAAUCUCCCACGGACCCUUCCUCUGAUUACAGCGCUGAUUACGCUGAUUUUCUUAGUAUCUUUACACCUAAAACCGAAUACCAACAAUGUAAAGACAACCGCAGAGCAACAAUUCACUUUCUUGAACUUCUCUCUGCCUGUGGAUUCUUUCCUGCUAUUUUCCCCAUCGUUUCCGGUAUCGUUGGUGCGUUCGUCGAGAAAACAAAGAAAACAGCAGGAACGGGAGGUCUGCUUGCGUUGUUCAUUGUGGGGACUAUCUUGGCCCUCAACGGAGGGAGUUUGUCUUCAGAUGACAAGCUAGAAGCGACCCAAUUCUGUGGUUAG
Messenger RNA from Guillardia theta CCMP2712, 474 nucleotides. RefSeq lists its product as hypothetical. The transcript has a single exon. Bases 1 to 474 code for a protein of 157 amino acids. Lineage: Eukaryota; Cryptophyceae; Pyrenomonadales; Geminigeraceae. The record is from RefSeq and is a predicted model, not a curated record.